AUGCCUUCUAAAAUAAAGGUUGCUGUCCGAGUGAGACCUCUUCUACCGCACGAAAGAUCGAACAAGCACACGGAGGAGAAGAUAGAGUGCAACCAGGAUAAAUAAACAAAUUGUACUACAUUUGUCUGAUAAAGAUUCUGAUCAAAGAAUAAACAGCAAGAAAAUAUUUAAAUUUGAUAAAGUGAUAGAUGGAAGCUACACUCAAAACCAAGUUUUUGAAGAGCUGCAUAUUAAGGCUUUAAUUGGAAAAGUACUUGAAGGCUAUCAUGCCACUAUUUUUGCAUAUGGGCAAACUGGAUCAGGAAAAACAUAUACAAUGGAAGGAUAUGAUUAUGUGAAUUCAGGACCUAAAAACCUUGCCACAGGUGAAAGAAAUGUAAAGCCUGUUAUCAAAUAUACUGAUGAUAAUGGAGUCUCUAUCAGAGCUAUCAAAGAUAUCUUCGAGCAAGCUGAUAAACUCAGAUCCACAAGGACCAAGAACAUCAAAAUUUCGUGCUCAUUCUUGCAAAUCUACAAUGAGAAAGUGUUUGAUCUGCUCAACAUGGCCAACCUGCCUGUCAAAGGAAACGCCAACUCAGUCGGAGGCCUCAAAAUGAGAUGGAACAAAACCGAACAGUUUGUGGUUGAAAACCUGUUUGUGUUCGAAUGCUUCAGUGCAGAGGAUGCGCUCAAGAUAUUCAACACCGGAAUUAAAUAACAGAGUUGUGGCUUCUCACAACAUGAACAACGCUUCAUCAAGGUCUCAUUGCAUAUUUACAAUGAAUGUAGAACAGAGCAGCUCCGAUGACUUCAACAAUGUUGUCAUCAGCAAACUGCAGUUGGUUGAUUUGGCUGGAAGCGAACGAGUAGGGCUCACCGGAAACACUGGAGUCGCUUACAAAGAAAGCAUCGACAUCAACAAGUCGCUGUUGACUUUGAGGAAAGUCAUUAACGGACUCGCAGACAAAAAGACCAACCAGAAGAAAGCCCACAUUCCGUACAGAGAGUCCAAACUUACAUGUUUGUUGAAACAGAGUCUGGGUGGGAACUCUUACUGUCUGAUGAUUGCAUGUCUGCCUCCAAGUGACUUCUACCUUGACGAGAACAUCAGCACUUUGACUUAUGCGACCAAGGCUUCAUACAUAUCGAACACUCCGAACAGAAACGAAGACCCUCGCAUGAAGAUCAUUCACGAACUCAGAAAGAAGAUCAACUCGCUUGAGAAAGAACUCAAGGCUGCCAACGACCACAUCGGUUUCUUGACCAGUCUGACUGGAGGCGCCAUCGCAGGCAAUAGAGCCAACAAAGCUGGUUUAUUCGACGACAAGAGACAGCCCAUGACUGAACAAGAAGUACACUUGCUUGAUAAGGUUCCUCUAUCGGCUGGCAAAGACAGUAGCACUGUUGAAGCUGACGAAGAAUUGUUUACAAGCGGAGUCGCACCGAAGGAGUUACCUCUAAGCCACCAAAAAUAGCGCUCCACCAGAAGGACAAGCCAAAAUGAGUGAAGAUCCAUAUGCUGAAGAGUAUAAGAGCGAAACAGCAGUGGUUCCUAAAACAGCUGGGACUUCCAAGCAAUCAAAAAAGAAGAAAAGCAAAGGCUUAAAAGGUCUCAAUAACAUAAGCAACACCAUCGUCAAACUUGACCAAGAUACUAUUAGUGAAAGACUGAUCGAGAGUGUAGGAAUGGUAACAGAUCUUCUUCAGUCCAAUCAUCAGCUAAGAGACUCUAUAAAUGCUCUUUACAAAGAAAAAGAGAAUAUCGAAAAUGACAAUUGUGUUCUCCAGUCUGAUAACCUUGAACUUAGAGAUAGAAUUGAGAUUUUAGAAAGUAUCAUUAAAGCCAAUGCUAAUGAUUAUGAAAAUUACGACUGGAAGAAAAUUAUUGAAGAAGAGAAUGAUCUCGGAAUCUCAACAGUCAAAAGUAUAAACAAUAAAGGUGUUGAGAACGUCGCUUCAGCUAUGAUCGAGGUUAAGAAAGAAAAUAGAAUGCUCAAGACUAGAAUCGAACAUUUGGAGUUACAGAUAUCUCAUUUAACAAACCAUUUUGAUUACCAAGGAAAUAUUGAGCCUACAAGAACUUUUAUGAAUGUAAAGGGUUCUAACCCUAAUAAUUCAAAUGGGUUCCUUUCCGAACAAUCACCGCAUACUUAUUAUGAUUCAAGUGGGUUUGGUCCUCAGAAAUUAAAUUAUGCGAAUCCUCCUCGAAGUCAGAAUAUGAGGUCUACAGGAUUCAAUAGAGGAAGAGUUGAUAUAAACAGUAAAAAUAGUUUAAGAGAAGUAGGAAGAAAAGCUAAAAGAGAUCUCUCAAUGAAGAACGGAUCAAGUAAAAAGGGAUUGAAAUAACAAAUCUCAUUCUAACGUUGUAGAUUACUCAAUGUCAAAUCCAUCCCAUGGAUUUGGUCCGUUAGAUGAUCCUUUGCCCCCUGCUGUCCCUCAAGGUCAAGGAUCUUACUCAAAUCAGAACCAGAUGAUGGUAGUAAAGAAAGGUGGACAAGAACCCUUAAAGGACAAAGAUGAGGCAUUAAAGAUGCUUUAUAGCAUGAUGAUGAAUAGAGUACAAAAGAAAAGACAUGGAAAUUACUAAAAAUAGCAGAUAUA
Messenger RNA from Moneuplotes crassus, 2580 nucleotides. NCBI's taxonomy places the organism in Eukaryota, Ciliophora, Spirotrichea, Euplotida, Euplotidae. The record is from the annotation of a GenBank genome assembly.